Molecule: messenger RNA, 675 nt
Organism: Plasmopara halstedii
Lineage: Eukaryota; Oomycota; Peronosporomycetes; Peronosporales; Peronosporaceae
Product: nucleoside diphosphate kinase
Exons: 1
Coding region: 1-675 (224 amino acids)
Biological process (GO): GTP biosynthetic process; UTP biosynthetic process; CTP biosynthetic process
Molecular function (GO): nucleoside diphosphate kinase activity
Source: RefSeq, a predicted model, not a curated record
AUGUUCGCUCGUGUGUCCCGCCGUGUCGCCUACGCCGCAAAACAAACCUCUUUUCGCACUUUCGCCUCGCAGGUCCGUGCAUUUUCGACUGUUCCGGCCCCUGUCACGCUUGCUGUCGCCGCUACUGUUGGCGUCUCGGCUUUUGCUCUUACCGCUGCCCCUAUUGCUGAGAACAAGGCUAAGCCUACAACACCCCUUGCUGGCGUUCCUGGCACCUCUACGGAGCGCACGUUCAUCGCGAUCAAACCCGACGGCGUACAGCGUGGCCUUAUCAGUGAAGUAAUUGGCCGAUUUGAGAAAAAGGGCUAUAAGCUUGUAGCUCUUAAACAAAUGACGGCUACAGAAGAGCGUGCCAAGGCCCAUUACGCUGACCUGUCCGCGCGUCCCUUUUUCCCGGGCCUUGUUAAGUACUUCACCUCGGGCCCAAUCGUCUGCAUGGUCUGGGAAGGCACGGACGUAAUUCUUACUGGCCGCAAGAUUUUGGGUGCUACUAACCCCAACCAAGCCGCCCCAGGCACCUUGCGCGGUGACAACUGCAUUUCCACCGGUCGCAACCUCGUACACGGUUCGGAUGGCCCGGAGUCUGCCAAACAUGAGAUUACAAUGUGGUUCACCCCCGAAGAGAUUAGCAACUACGAGCGUGCUCUCGACACGUGGAUUGUUUCAGAUAACUAG